Coprinopsis cinerea okayama7#130 is the source of this 988-nucleotide messenger RNA. RefSeq lists its product as hypothetical. Gene Ontology annotation, molecular function: mRNA binding. The transcript is spliced from 3 exons. Gene Ontology annotation, cellular component: cytosol. Lineage: Eukaryota; Fungi; Basidiomycota; Agaricomycetes; Agaricales; Psathyrellaceae. Bases 1 to 837 code for a protein of 278 amino acids. The record is from RefSeq and is a predicted model, not a curated record.
AUGGCAUUCAGACUAUCCCAGAAGGCUUUCGGCCAAUUGCUCAGGUCGCAGAGCAGGAGCAUCACGACUUCAGUGACUGGCAGGGCGCUUGCCAGGUCAGCGGUGACAACAUCCGCCUGCUCAAGGUCCACUUUGGUCAAGGCCUUCUCCACCUCGCGCAUGUGCAUGAACGCCCAACAGAACGCUGUGGAAACUUCGAAUGACGCGUCCAAACGUCAGCAGCAACGGCAACUUUCUACCGACACUGUCUUCUUCUCCAACCUCCCCUUCUUCACCGACCAGAAAGGAUUCGAGCAACUGUUGGCAGAGUUUGGUCCUGUUUCGAACAUCAACUGGACGACCUCCCCCAAAUCCAAGGCACCUUGGUGUUUCGUCACGUUCAAGAGCCCUCAGGAUGCCGCCACUCUUGUCGAGAGCAGCAAGCAGGAGCCCUUCUACUUUGGCGGUCGCAACUUGGGUGUGCAGUUUGCACAUGCCCGUGCUGACCCCAAGGCCCGCACGGGUGGUGGACCCGUUUUCCCUCCCAGCAACCAAGUCUACUUCAGGCACUUCCGGGGAGACCUUAACGACUUGAAGACUUUCCUUGGAGAGCACGCUAACGGUGUGAACUUUGCCUACUUUGGUGUCGACCGUCAGACCAACACCCAGCGCGACUCUGGUGUUAUCCGGUUCGCUAGCGUCGAGCAGGCGCAGGCGGUUAUCAACGAGCUCCGUGGCAAGCGGGGACCUGACGGCAUGGCUGUCUUCUUGCGAUUCGCGAGCGACACCAAUCCCCAGGCAGAGCAAAUGCGUCAAGAGUCUCAGCAAUCUGGGGCUGAGACGCCACAAGCAGCUUAAACUCUGCCCGCCCCUCCGACGCUAUCCAUCCAUCCCCUAUCAAAACCUAUCCCUCGUCAGGACUAUACAGACGACCCCGGCGACCCAUUGCUAGAUUUACCAUUACGACUCAUACCUAUACAUUUGAUUAAUUGCACGACCUCCCUCCUCA